UUACAGUUUCUGAUUAAACGCAGCAGCAUUUUCAAGAAUGUAUCGGUUGGUUGGUCACGUGACUGCAGUAGAAAAUGGAGUAGAUGUAAGACGACGACCAUUGUUUGAUGAUCAGAAAGAAUAUUCAGUUGGAGGAUGUAAGGAUUGUUAUAUAAAGAUAGAACAUGCUGUUCAGAAUGAAUUGGCCAGAAUAUGCAUAGAUGAAAAAAAUAAUAUUUCUAUUAUGCCAUUGUUACCUUCCCAUCAACUGACAGUGAAUUUUGAGCCUGUGGAUGGUCUUGUUUCAUUAGAAGACAAUGAUAUCUUUACUGUUGCUGGUCAAAUGUUCAGAAUAACCACCAAAGCUGGAAUGGCCAGUGGAGACCCAUCUGAGGAAGCAUACAUUGCACUGAAAAGUGUUAUCAAAAACGUAUUCACCAAAAAGUAUAAGCUGAAGGAUGCACUGGUUUAUUUUAAAGCAGCCUUCAAAAAAUGUCAAGAUGACCACAAAGAAAAACUGAUGAAAUUAACAUUUGAUGAAAACUCCUUACUGAACUUGGCCUGUACAGAAGGUGACCUUGAACUUGUUACAUAUCUUAUAGAUAAUUGUAACUGGGAUGUGAAUUAUUGUGAAGGUACCCAGCAUCCUCCUUUACAUUCAGCCAUUUUGAAUAAACAUGUGGAAAUUGUUUCCUACUUACUUGCAUUUGGUGCUGACACUAAUCUAGUCGAUUCUAUGGGUUACAAGCCCCUGAAUUAUGCCUACAGAUGUACAGAUACCAGAGCAUUGGAAUUAACAAAAAUGUUAGUGUCAGAUGGUGCAGAUAUAAAUUGUACCACUAUUGCUGGUAAAGGUCAAAAACUAGAAUGGGGACCAGUCAGUGAGAAUAGAAAGAUAAAAUUUAAAGAUGAAGAAGUUAUUGAGAUAGUUGGGGAUUCUGACAAUCUAUACAUUGGACAAGAUGAACAUCCAAUGAUCUUCUGUGCAUUGGUUGAUGAGUUUGAGAUAUUCGGUUAUUUUAUUGAAAGGGAUGGAAUUCCCAACGACAUCCUAUGUAAUGCACUUGAUGUAUAUGGUGCAACAUUGGCACUCAAUUCAAGGUUUGAACAAUCUUUAAUUUUAUUGAGAGCAGCUACAGAUAUGAGAUAUGGGGAUCCUGAUAAUAAGUUGGAAAAAGAAAAUGUGAGGGAACGGAGACCAGUCUAUAAUUAUAGGAGUGAGAUGAUGUGCCUUGAGGACUUCAAUAAUUUAGAGAGUAACCCAAGUUCUAUUUCUAUGAUGACUCAAGCGGUGUUGAUUUACGAAAGGGUUCUACCUUUAUAUACUGAACAAUAUCUGGAUGGAUUGUUAACUCUAACAAACAAAUGUGUUGAUGAGGGCCAUUAUGAAAUGGCAAUAGGUCUCCAUGUUGAGUUACAGAGAGCAUACUGUAAUGCCGCUAUGGAAAGGAUAUCUGUGUUAAAAUAUGACGAUUGUGGAACUAGUAUUGCAAACAUGUUGACAUUACUGAACAAUUCCCGUUGGAGACCAUCAUUUGAAGAUAAAAUGGUAGUUUGUGAGCAGUCAUACCAAGCAAUCUUGUCAAACACUCAAUUUAAUGAAACCUACAAUCCUUUCACAGAUAACGUUAUCUUUGCAUGCUGCUUUGCAUCCAUGCGUUAUAUAAUGAGUUUUCUACAAGAUCAAAACAUUGAACACAAAAUAGUUUUUUACCAGUUCAUAAAGAAAUUAGUGGACAGUGAUUUUAGAGAUGAAGAUGGUAAUACUAUGCUCUAUAAAGCCUUAGAGCUUCAAGAAUUUAGCUUCUGUGAUGAAUGUAGCGUGUUGAACAAUUAUGAUAAUACUGACAUCAUAAAGUUAUUGUUUCAGUAUAAUAUAGAUGUAAAUAGCACUUCUUAUGAAGGGAAUACAGCUCUUCAUUCUCAUAUGCAUUUCAUAAAUAGAUCAGAAAUGAAUGAUGAAGAUAGAGAUAUGAUUAGACUGUUAGUGAAGCAUGGCAGCCAUCUUGAUUCACAAAACAAGAAAGGAGAAACAGUUUUAGAUCUGCUUCGAGUGGGAAAUCAUGAUUUGUAUGAUUUAAACUUACUACCCUUGCAGUGUAUGGCAGCUUCAGUGGUAGCAGAAUAUAAACUGUUGGUUGGGAAUGAAUACCCUGAGGCAAUUGUUUCAAUUGUAAAACAACAUGAGUUACCAACUUAGUUGAUGGAGCAGUGAAACAAAAAUUAAAUGUUAGAAGUGUAAUACCACUAAAUUAUAGUACAUAACAUCUGGUUGUAUAUGAAAAAGGGUGGGAAAUAAAUAUUCCAUUUAAUUUGGCAGUUGUAAGAAAUUAAUCCAACAUUUCAUUGCAGUAAAAAAUUACCUAGUCAUAAACAAAUAUCUUGGGUGUUUCAAGGCACAAUUAUUUUUUAAUUUGGUGUUUCAAUAUAAUUUUAUUUUGGAAACUUGAGGUUACAUAGUUACUGAAGUUUGUACAUUAGAAAAAAAGGAGGGUUAAAGGAGAAGGUU
Mytilus trossulus (common blue mussel) is the source of this 2488-nucleotide messenger RNA. RefSeq lists its product as uncharacterized. NCBI's taxonomy places the organism in Eukaryota, Metazoa, Mollusca, Bivalvia, Mytilida, Mytilidae. Bases 38 to 2179 code for a protein of 713 amino acids. The record is from RefSeq and is a predicted model, not a curated record. The transcript has 5 exons. Gene Ontology annotation, molecular function: protein binding.